AAGUGUCAAAUUAGGAAACAAAAUUGUUGGUAAAGCGAUUGACCAAGUGAAAUGGUGCUUUUUAAAACGUGCCUAUUUUUGACCCAUUAAAGAAGUAUUUCUCUAGCUACCGGUUAAUUCGGAAACGAUAACCAAGCGACGAUAUGCGCCAAUUAGAGCAAGUGUUUUUUUCGGUACUGCUGGUAAUGGUGUGUUGCCAAGCAGUAAGUGGCUACAGAAUUCUUAGUAUUAUCGGUAGCCCAAGCCGAUCCCACGUGAUAGUGCAGGAGGCGCUGGCGAAAGAACUGGCUCGUCGAGGUCAUCAAGUAACUAUGGUCAGUCCUUUUCCUUCAGAACAUCCAGUGGAUAAUUAUCGAGAGAUUACGGUGCCAAUUUCUGACUGGGGAAAAAGUACAAUGGCAUUAUUCUUAAAAGACCAGUCACGUUUUGCAAGUUUCAUCAAUUUCCCAACCAUGUGUAAGAUAUUCAUGGAUUCGUCGAACGACACCAUCAAUGACCCAGAAGUUCGUCGAGUAAUCCUGAAGGAAAAGUUUGAUCUUUUGAUUGUUGGGAUAAUGGGUGACUUUAUACUAGGAGUCGGACAGUUGAUCGGAGCACCUACCAUGGUUGUUUGUCCCAACGCUGCAAUGGGAGUAGUUAACGAUAUGUUUGGAAAUCCCUAUCCAAUUUCUGCAGUACCGAAUGCGAUGCUAGGAAUUGCUAGCCCUAUGAAUUUUACUAACCGAAUAAAAAAUCUUUUUAGCUAUAUUCUUGAGCUUGUUUUCGGAUGGUACAUAAAAUCGGUUUCGGAACGCUAUUAUAACUCAAACUUUCCACGUGAUAAGUUUCCGGCUUACGAUGUGGCGCGGAAGAAUGUAUCGUUAGUCCUAAUCAAUCAACAUUUCACCAAAGCAUCGCCGCGUCCUUAUGUUCAAUCAAUGGUGGAAAUUGGUGGACUUCAGAUCAAACCAACGCCAGAUCCACUUCCUGGAGAUCUUCAGCAAUGGAUGGACGGCGCAGAAGAUGGUAUUAUUUUCUUCAGUCUGGGAACCAACAUACAAAGCUCGUCGAUGCCCAGCGAAAAACUGAACGCCGUGCUGAAUACAUUUAGAGAACUGAAGCAAAGAAUCGUAUGGAAAUGGGACUCGCAUGAUAUGCCGGAUAAGCCUCCGAAUGUUUUGUUGCGAAAGUGGCUUCCUCAGGAUGACAUAUUGGCACAUAAAAAUGUGCGACUCUUUAUUACUCACGGUGGACUGGGAGGAGUAGCGGAAGCUCAGUAUCAUGGUGUUCCGCUGGUAGGCAUACCGAUUUUCGGUGAUCAGAAAGGCAACUUAGAAAAAGUAAAAAGGGAAGGGUGGGCUGUUAUAGUAGAAUUCGCAGAAUUAACCGAAGAUACUCUCACUCGAGCAGUAAAUGAAGUUUUGAACAACGCCAGCUACAGAGAGACCGUGAAGAGCCUGGCAGACUUGUACCGGGACCGACCAAUGUCACCCAUGGACACCGCAGUAUUUUGGACAGAAUACGUUAUACGACAUAAAGGAGCAAAGCAUAUGCGAUACCCAGGCGUUGACCUAAAUUUUUGGCAGCGUCACUUACUUGAUGUAAUAGCAGUUCUAGGAGCUGGCGUGUUCGUUGUAGUCAAACUUAUUUCCUAUACUUAUCAACUGUGUCGAAGAAAAGUUCUUUCGAAAAUUAAAUUAAAUUAAAUUAAAUUGAUUGAACAUUGCUGAGCUUCACGCAUUGCAAAGUGUAGACGAAACAGGAAGAUAAUACAUAAACAUAUGCGCUAUUAUCCUAAAAUAAACACUCGAAAAAAUGUAAAGAAAAUGCCAUGAAUUCUGGAUCAAUCAUCAUCCCUCUGCUUCGUUGAAAAAACACUGUAUCUCUUACAAUAUUUGGAAUAAAACGCUCAAAUUUUGCAGAGAUAUUCUCUGAAGGCCUAUCGUGAAUAAAUGGUAGGAUGGUAAGUGGUAGGAAACUAAUAAAAUGCCUAUUGAACACGAUAUGGCACAAAGUGGCAUCGAUUUCACUCUUGAUUCUCUUACUGAUAUUGAAAUUCGAGGUGAGAAAUGGUGAGAAUAUAAAUAAAUAUCACUUUAUAAUACAACCAUACUUGAGAAAUAUUGUACAAUACAUUCAUAUUCAUUGAAAUAUGCGAUAAUUUGUGAUUUUCGAAUAUUCAUACCAAUGAAUUUAGCAGAUACUUUACAACUAGACAAUAGCUAAUACUGGUUCUCAGAUACACGAAAGAAAAUAUCCUGACUUUUUGACGAGAAUUUUUCGCUCUUAUUUUAUACUAACUCUGACGACUCAUGCAUGUAGUAAGUUAAAUAAAUUAAUCAAAUAAAGCUGCCAAAUUGUAUAGUAACUAUCCAGGAAGCCAGUAAUGUUGGAUUAGAGGCUAUAGCACGAGUUUUGAUUUUUCGGUUUUGGACAGUUUUCUGGCUCAAAUAGUCCUCUGUGUAGUGUAUCUUCAAAUUAUGAACAAGAAUCAUAACAAAAACCAUACAUGCCCAGGGAAUAACCACAGCCACUCAACCAAAUAUUCGAAUGUAAUGCUAUGUAUAUUUUUGGCUCAAACUGGUUUUCUGGAAACACAAAUAGUGUCAUGAAUUCGAGGUUUAUUAUUCAUAAUCUCACGGUUUUCGUAAAUUG
This is a messenger RNA of Topomyia yanbarensis, 2634 nucleotides long. Its product is annotated as UDP-glucosyltransferase 2-like. The record is from RefSeq and is a predicted model, not a curated record. Gene Ontology annotation, molecular function: UDP-glycosyltransferase activity. NCBI's taxonomy places the organism in Eukaryota, Metazoa, Arthropoda, Insecta, Diptera, Culicidae. The transcript has 4 exons. The coding region runs from base 144 to 1685 and encodes 513 amino acids.